Brachypodium distachyon (stiff brome) is the source of this 2472-nucleotide messenger RNA. Its product is annotated as pentatricopeptide repeat-containing protein At1g11290, chloroplastic. The record is from RefSeq and is a predicted model, not a curated record. Gene Ontology annotation, molecular function: protein binding; RNA binding. Bases 717 to 2141 code for a protein of 474 amino acids. NCBI's taxonomy places the organism in Eukaryota, Viridiplantae, Streptophyta, Magnoliopsida, Poales, Poaceae. The transcript has a single exon. Gene Ontology annotation, biological process: RNA modification.
CACGGAUGCGAAUUUAGUUUCCUAUUAUACUGUAUGGGUCUUCCUUACAGUUCUCUAUAUAAAAAAGGGUAGGUUUGUUAAGUUUAAUGAGCUAGCACUUGAGAUUGGUUUGGUUUGUAUGACCUCAUUGCUUACUCCUUUCAUGCUCCUCUGCUCUACUCAUUCUCAACCCUAACCGGCGACUGUAGUGGAUCCAUGAGCUCGUCGACAAUGAAAGAAGGAAAAAGACAACAGUAGUGGCGCCAUCAGUAACACCUCACCUGGGCGGUUUCAUAACAACGUGUGGGGAUGCUCUCAGCGGGUGCCACAACACGGGGAGCAUCUAGUUGGACAAUCCCACCCGGUAGCAAGUGUCCCAGCUCUCGCCGAAGUGGUCCCACAUCGUCCAUCGCCGGAGUUGAUGGGAAAGAAGAGAAGUGCCGAAAUUUUACAUGUAUCUAGACGUAUUUUAGUAUUUUAGAUACGUUCAUUUUUAUAGUAUUUUAGAUACGUUCAUUUUUAUAUAAAUUUGAGUCAGUUAAUAUGACGGAGAGUAAUAUUUGUAUAAUUGAUGGUUUGUAUAAUUGAUGGUCAAACUUUUGCAUAAAAUUCCAUUAGCUUGCAAACCCAAAUGGAGUAGGUAUCAAUUUUCAUAAGUGACAUGGGCUUUCCUGUCAUUUUAUUCCAUGGAAUCCGACGGGUCAAAUGCCAAGUCCAUGCCGGCGCCGCCAUGACCCAUGACCACCACCGCCGCCGCCGCCGCCUUGCGUGACGCUUGGGCUAUCCUCAGCGCUCUCUCCCCGGCCUCCGUCGGCCAACUCCAUGCGCACGCCCUGAAGCUCGGAUUCCUGCCCGCCUGUCUCCACCUCUGCUCGUCCUUCCUGAAGUCCUACGCCGCCACUGGCCGCCUUGCCUCGGCGCGCCAGCUGUUCGACGAAACACCUCGCAAGGACAUUCCUCUAUGGAACAGCCUCAUCUCCCUCUGCGCGCGCUCCCGUCAACCGCAACACGCCCUACUCGCUGUGUCCGCCAUGGUGCGCCUGGGUUCCAGGCCUAACAACGUCUCAGUCACGAGCCUCCUGCCUGCGUGCGCGCAACUGGGGUGUCGAAUACACGGGAGAGAGCUCCAUGCAUACGCUGUCAGGAAUCUCCCUGUCCUUGAUUUGCCCGUGCUCAAUGCACUAGUAAGCAUGUACGGGAGAUGUGGGAGGCUGGCUGAAGCGAGCACGGUGUUCGCCACCAUGGGAAAUAUGAAGAGUGUGGUUUCUUGGACCUCCAUGAUCACUGCUUGCUGUGAGAAUGGACGCCCGGAAGAAGCAUUGGAAUUAUUUGACGAGGCAAGGCUUGCCAGUGUCAUGGUCGAUGAGGUCACCCUGCUCGCAGUCAUCUCAGCGUGCACAAAACUGGACUGUAUGCCAGAUUUGGGGGAGUGGGUGGAGGAAUACUCACUUCACAAUGGCUUCUUGGAGAAUACCCGUGUCGCCAAUGCGCUCAUCCAUAUGCAUGGUAAGACUGGGAGGCUGAAGAGGUCAUGUGAGAUAUUUGACUCAAUGAGGGUGAGGACUGCUGUCUCAUGGACAGCCAUGAUACAGGCGCUUGCCGUGCAUGGGCAUGGGAUCGCAGCCCUUGUCCGGUUUUCGCAGAUGCUCAGACAAGGGUUCCAGCCUGAUGAGGUUGUCUUCUUGAGCGUUAUCAGUGCUUGCGCACACUCCAAGCUAGUGAGCGAAGGGCGCCAAUUGUUCAAGUCCAUGGUCCAAGAGUAUCGCAUCACACCAUGGAUGGAGCACUAUGGAAGCAUGGUAGACCUGUUGUGCAGAUCUGGCAUGUUAGAUGAGGCGUUUGAGUUCGUCCUGGCUAUGCCUGUGAAGCCUGAUCCUGUAAUAUGGCGUGUAUUGACCGGAGCAUGGCGUGAUCAUGGAAAUGCUAGUUUAGGAAUGAAGGUGAUUGGUCAUCUGAUCGACGUGGAGCCAAACCAUGGGGGGAAUUAUUUGCUAGCAUCAAACUUGUAUGCUGCUAAUGAGAAUUGGGGACGUGUUGUGGACCUAAGGGUGGAAAUGGGAGUGAGAAAAGAGACUUCAAGACGCACUACUGCUGUUUCUUUCGUUGAAGUCAAACGUGAAGAAAAUGCAGAAAGCUUGUGUUCUGAUACACGGCAUUGGUAAUGUUUCCAUGCUUUAAGUAUAAUUUUUAAUUUUAUUUGCUGUGGCCACUGGUAACUUUGCAACACCUUCUUCUUUCUAAUACAAAAAAAACAGAGUACUUGUUAGUCAGAAAAAUGAUUCUUGCUAUUACUAGCUAGCAUGUGCAACUGUUUAUUUUUUGCACUAAUUCAGACGAAACUGAAGAAACAUUUCUGCUCCACGUCCUGUUCUCUUGCAAAAGGAUGAAAAGAGAGGUCAUGAUGUGUUUUGCGGGUAUAAUUGGAUUCUAAUGUUCUUUUAAUAUGUGAAAUUGACACUAUCGCCACUAUAUCUAAGCUACAUUUUUUCAUCA